This is a messenger RNA of Cantharellus anzutake, 1782 nucleotides long. RefSeq lists its product as uncharacterized. NCBI's taxonomy places the organism in Eukaryota, Fungi, Basidiomycota, Agaricomycetes, Cantharellales, Hydnaceae. The transcript is spliced from 3 exons. The annotation marks the transcript as partial. The record is from RefSeq and is a predicted model, not a curated record.
UUUUUCUUCUUAGCAAAACCGGGCUCAUCUCCGCGCGGUGUCGGCAUGUCUACCAUCUCCGAGCCGGAACCAAGGCCGAGUCUCGCAACUUUCCAACAGAGGGAUGAUACCCCUCGACAUUCCACUGCCACAACCUCCUGUUCAAACGCGACGCACGAGGGGCAUCUGAUGAUGGGUUCCCAAAGCGAACCACCUUUCCUUACGAGCUCCAGAAAGGGUCGUCGGUUUUUUGACAGGAUGCUCGGUCGCGGCGCAGCAGCGAAUGAUGGCCCAUCAUCGCUGGUGUCACGUCCUACACCACACCAAAGGACAAAAUCACUUAACCCGAAUGCAUUUCUGACAAAACUUCUUAUUUCUUCUCCAUCCCCCUCCACUGUCCCUGGCCGUCGAAGUAUGGACUCACGAACACCGACGCUACUUCGAAAGACGCAUCCCAACUCGCACAAUGCUCAUCCUUCAAUUCAAAUCUCACCCAACCAAGAAGUCCAACCCGCUCCCAAUCUCAACACCCUGACAAAAUCUGAACGUGCGGAAAAGAUCAGAAGGAACCGAAAGGUCCUCCAAAUCUUCGGUGAUGGGUUGUUGAAGCGUGGCGCGGGUCCAACUGGUGAUAUCGCGUUCGACCAAGCUCUUAGCCAUCCCUCCUCCCCUUGUUCCCCAGAAGGCUUUGAUGGGCAAUUUGCCCUUCACAAGAGACCCUCUCAGUUGUUGCUCGAGAAUCGUCGUCAUUCAUCCCCCAUCAGUCCCAGCUUCUUCCUUGAGACCCCAAUCGAUCCUCGCGCUCUCCGCCGUCCACGCUCUGAUCCGAGGAAGUAUGGCGAAUCCGUUGUUUCACUUUCAUCCGAUUCUACGGAAACUGAAGUAGCAACCCGCCAACUCCAGGAUCAAUCUUCCAAGAGCGAAACACUAAUGGGAGAUCAACAACAACAGCAACAACCCACUCCUGCGACAUCUGGAACACCUGCCCUUGUGGGAUCGGAUCUUUCUUUCCACUCCUCGGAUUCAAUGAAUGGAACGGCCACGAACGGUAGUAUUCUAGAGUAUUCCCUGCCCAUUUCCUCGGAUAGGGCACCCGAAGAUGAAGAACGUGCUAAGAAGCGCGCCACUCUUGCUAAGCUUCACCGAUUUUUGGGGUCGAGAGUCCCUGUGGAUCUUGUCCUCGGUUUGACACCGUCGGAUGUAGAAGCUUCUUUGCCACCAAAGAGUGCAUCCCCUAUUGUGACGGAAAGCGGUCCUUCCGCCCUUUCCCGAGCGAAGUCAUGGAAGAAUUUCAAGUCGCACCGUUCUGCGAAGAGGUCUAACUCUGGUGAAGCCAAUGGUGAACGGCCGGGCGUGAAGGGGGAGGACUCGGAGGACAAGUAUCCGGUCGUGUUUCUAUCUGAUGGAGAGUUGGAUGCCAGAGUUGGGCGGCUCACACACGCUCAACGGAAUGAUAUAGUACGGAAGAAGAAAAAAAUUACGAAGAUGAUGGGCGAUUGUCCACCCGAUAUCCUCAAUCGGCAGUCUUCUUCCAUCCUUGAGGGGAAGGAUCUUCUUCACUUCUCCAAGGAAACUGGGAAGAGCUUGCAAUACGUGCACUAUCGGUAUUCCAUCGACUCGUUAACUUACCUUAUGCAAAAUGAAAACCAAGAUCAGCUCCAAGAUUUUGUUACUUACAUGAGAACUGAUGGAGAAUCUGUCAAAGGCGACGAAGCAAAUGGGAUUUCGCGACCACGUGCCCUCACCACCGACUCGAUCGUGCCGCCUUCACCAACGGAAUCGUGGACAUCCGACAGUACGAAU